AAAAAUGCCAAAAUGUCUGUUGUCCGUUGAGGUUGCAUUGCAUAGUUUUCGAGGGUGUUUUCAAUUUAGAAUCCGCGUUUUUUAAAACUACACACAAUUUUGCAAUAAAAUGCGGUCCUCGUGAUAUAUUUCAAGUAUAUUUAAAUUAGUUCUGUUGGGAUCGAGAAGUUCUCUGCAUUUCCGCCCGCAUUUUUAGUUAAAGUUUUGUCGGUACAAAAUUGGAAGCGGGACUAUGGCAUCGUUCAGAAUUCACGAGGAUCAGGAAAAUACUGCGCUGGGUUUAAGAAAAGAUGCUGACGUGUUCUCAGCGGCCACCCAACGCCGCGCCCUCGGCGACCUCAGCCAGUUCGCUUGCCACCAAAACCGAAGUCUAAAACAUGCUGGAAUGACUAAUGGACCUUGCAAACCUCAAGAUGAGAAUCGAACAGUGCGGCAGAUCAAAAAUGAAAAAAAUAUUGUACCCCCUGUAGCUCAAUUUCGCGCGUUUAGUGUGUACGAAGACAAACCGACAGAAAUCGAAGUUAAGAAACGUGAACCUACGUUUAAACCAUUUGUUGCCAAAGAGAUAAGAAAGGACAACUUCUUUAUAAACGCUGCAGAGAAUGUUAAGGCACUAUGUGCACAGGUUGAAAAGAAAAAGGAACCAGAACUGAAGAAAGAAGCAGUGCCAAUUAGACUAGCAUUGCAAGAAAAGAAAGAUGUUGAAAAAGAUAACUUGGUGGAGUCACCAAUGUCAGUUGUUGACACUAGCAUUCUUUCAAUGUCAAUCUCAAAGAACGAGAGUCAAAUACUUGAGGAAAAUGAUGAAGACACAACUACCGCACAGACUGAUCGUGAGAUGUUCUUCCAUGUUGUGGAGUACAGACAAGAUAUUUAUGAUUAUAUGAGGAGUAUAGAGGUAAAGAACAGAGCUAAUCCCCGCUACAUGCGCAAGCAGCCAGAUAUCACACACGUUAUGAGAUCCAUUCUCAUUGACUGGUUGGUUGAAGUGUGUGAUGAGUACGGACAGCAGAGUGAGACCCUACACCUGGCCGUGUCAUAUGUGGACCGCUUCCUAUCCUACAUGAGUGUAGUACGCACUAAACUUCAACUUGUUGGCACUGCAGCAACUUACAUCGCCUCGAAAUAUGAAGAGGUAUACCCACCAGAAGUAUCCGAGUUUGUGUAUAUCACAGACGAUACCUACACGAAGCGUGAAGUCCUGCGAAUGGAGCAUCUGAUCCUAAAGGUGCUGUCCUUCGACCUGUCCACGCCGACCGCGCUUGCCUUCCUCUCCCACUUCUGCAUCACUAAUGGAUACUCCAAGAAGAUAUUCCACUUAGCCGCUUACAUCGCGGAACUGUCCCUUCUGGAAGCGGAGCCAUACCUGCAGUUCAAGCCGUCUGUGAUCGCAGCGGCGGCGCUAGCAACGGCUCGGCACUGCCUGCUGUGCGAGCGAGACAACUGUACCCAGCGGGUCAGCGAAGAACAACCCUUGCACCAAGAGUGCACUAACGUCGCGUGGCCAGCAGAGCUUGCGGCUCACUCCGGCUACUCUAUGUCCGACCUGAGCCUGUGCGCACGUGAGCUAAGCCGCUCCCACGCGCAUGCGCCGCACCAGCCCUACCAGGCCAUCCCGGACAAGUACAAGAACAACAAAUUCGACGGCGUUUCAACAAUCGAAGCCAAACCCAUGUUCCCCGUAGCGAAGUACCAGCCGCCGGCCGCAGCCCGACCGCCCCCGGAAACCAAAGCAAGCUAGUGCAACAAUAAACUUGGUUCAACCUUAACCCAAUUUGCCACACGAAAAUAUACAUGGUUUUUCCAAUCGCUUCUUUAUUCAAAUUGGCACAGUAAAAGCAGUGAGGCGUCAACACACAUCCUCGUACGUUUUUCCGAACCGCAUAAAUAACAUCUCGUACUGAACUUCUACAAAAUAUACCGUGGUAAAAUUACGAACGAACCGGGUAUGUUGUAUGUAUUUCACGCGUGUACAUGUACUUUUACUUUGCCGACGGAUAGACAUAUGCUCUCGCACGUGAUCAAAUUUAAUACCACUUCAUGUCUAAGCGAGUAACGCGAAUCCUUCUAAAUUAAGUAUUUUGUGAGGCUUCCAAUAAGAGGCAAAUCUGAGCGGAAGUCGUUCAGCUCAUUACGGGAUUUUAUUAACAAUAUUUUAAUAUUACAUAUACAAUAUCACCAAAUAAAACAAGUGGCGCAAAGAAAAGUGUUAUAAAAAAACCCUGUUAUGAAUAAAGCUGUGGAAUACUGUGUACCGAAAAUCCAUGUUUGUUCCUAGCCAACUUGCUGAAACUAGCUGUAGUAACAAAAAAGUCUUAAUUUGUAGGGCGGUAUAAAAAAGUACAGGUCUCAGAUAAAUUAUAAUUGCAGCGCUCCAACUAUAUUAAACAGACUAUUUAUACCAAUAAAAAAUGCGGUCAUAAAUAACACGCCCAAGCCAUUCGUAUUUCAUAUUUUUUCUAAGCUACAUUCCUUAGUCAUUAGAACUUUUCCUUAACUUUACACAGUACAUUUUCCCUAAAUUAGUCAAGAAAAUUGUAUCGGUAUAAUGGACUAUUCUUACAAGCAUUUAUCAUAGUUUUCUCCAACCGUUGUGUUAAUUUGCGAUACCUAAGCAACGUCGAUCUAAAUCUAAUAUAAUGGACUCUAAAACCCCAUUUAAUUUUUAAUGCACCCCGAUCAUAGGUUUGAAAUGAAAGGGUUCGCAAUUAAUAUAAAAAAAUAUUUUUGAAUACUGUUUUAUAUUAAUUAUAUUUCGGCAUCGUUGUCAAUAUUCUGUCUAAGAGCUUACCACAUUCAAAUAGUAUACUUAUGUAGUUUUGUAUGUAUUUGGAGCGCAGCGGAAAUCAAUAAUUGUCUAUGUUACAGGUAUUAUUUUAGAUAUAUUUUUAUCGUGCUCAUGUUCGCAUUUAUUACAAUUAAGCACCUGUGAAA
Molecule: messenger RNA, 2934 nt
Organism: Pararge aegeria (speckled wood butterfly)
Lineage: Eukaryota; Metazoa; Arthropoda; Insecta; Lepidoptera; Nymphalidae
Gene: Cyca
Product: cyclin-A2
Exons: 8
Coding region: 233-1741 (502 amino acids)
Biological process (GO): mitotic cell cycle phase transition; regulation of cyclin-dependent protein serine/threonine kinase activity
Cellular component (GO): nucleus; cytoplasm; cyclin A2-CDK2 complex
Molecular function (GO): cyclin-dependent protein serine/threonine kinase regulator activity
Source: RefSeq, a predicted model, not a curated record